Molecule: messenger RNA, 1270 nt
Organism: Astyanax mexicanus (Mexican tetra)
Lineage: Eukaryota; Metazoa; Chordata; Actinopteri; Characiformes; Acestrorhamphidae
Gene: fitm1l
Product: fat storage inducing transmembrane protein 1, like
Exons: 2
Coding region: 374-1192 (272 amino acids)
Biological process (GO): lipid droplet organization; lipid storage; phospholipid biosynthetic process
Cellular component (GO): endoplasmic reticulum membrane
Source: RefSeq, a predicted model, not a curated record
UUGGUCUCAAGGCUGUAAGUUGGAGCAACUGGGCAGUUCAGCAAAUACCAGGAGAUACUGUACAUGCUUACAGUCAGACCACAAAAACGAGGGAAUCAUGACUUGUUAAUGGCAGAAUAUUUAUUGGAUGAAGGGGAAAACUACAGUAUAAAUACAGUAGCACACUACAGGAGCACACUUGCUGUUGGAACUAAAGAAUCCAGACCCUCUGGAAGAGCUGAGCUGAAUAUGGAGAUCUACUAAAGGUUAAUAGAGAACCGGCCCCAGAGAGGAAUGAUGUGGAAGAACACUGAUUAGGACAGAUUGAGUUGGGACUCUGGAGGGAAUCCGUUGAGUUGAGCCGAUCAGCUGGAGUUGGUUCACAUUUGCACAAAUGUUCCUGAACACUUUCCUCGUGGUUGUGACUGACCUUGCGGCAGGACUGCUGGGAAAUGCCUUAUUCCGGCGGCAUUUUCACCUGCUGCUGUCGGCCAUGGUGGUCUUUGGACCCCUGCUGAACUUUUGGGUUUCCCAGUACAGUGUUUUCGCCAAGAGGAGUCAUUUUCUUUAUAGGGUGUUCCUGCGGUCAGGCUGGGGCUGGACAUGCAUCUUCGUCGGCUCCUUCACCUUCCUCCUGACCUUCUCUGUCCGGCGGUCGAUCCCGCUGACCCUACGCCAUCUGUCACGGCUGGCUGUAGCGGGGGUGCUGUGGGUGGGCUUGAGAAAGGUCCUGGGUCUGCUAGAGAACGCUACAGGGAGCUGCUACGAGCCCCUGAGCUCUGCCCCUGACCUCUCCGCCGGGCAGAAUGGUGCCGGUCAGCCGCUGCUGCUCUUACGGGAGGGCGAGACGAAGGCCGCGUGUGUCAGUGCCGGCCUGAUGUGGCGCGGCUACGAGGUCUCCGAGGACGUCUUCCUGCUGUGUCUGUGCUGCCUCCUGCUUGCAGAGGAGACUGGCGUGUUCGGGCCCUACCUGAAACUGGGCGGGGUCUCUGGGGCCCCUCUGCGAAUCAUCUUCCUCUUUUGCGUCCUGCUGCUCAGCCUCUGGCUCUUCCUGCUCUUCUGUUUGCUGGCUUACUUCCCACAGUUCCCCACUCAGCUCCUAGGGGGCGCUCUGGCCUGCCUCAGUUGGAGAGCAACGUAUCAGGGCUGGUACCACAUGGGACCAAGCUGGUACUGCCCUGGAAGGCCAGGGAUGGGGCUUCUGACUACAUAAAGACGGAAUUUGAUUGGAAUGAUCAGGAUGUCACUCUUUAAAUAAAAAACUACCUCAGAAAUGUUUCUGAAGCAGUAA